UUCCUUUGUUUUCCCCAGAUACCUUUUGUACGAUGUAAAUCCCCCUGAAGGGUUCAACCUUCGCAGAGACGUCUACGUUCGCAUUGCUUCCCUUGUAAAGACCCUGCGGAAAAGUGAAAACUGGGUGUUAGUCCUGCCUCCUUGGGGGAGGCUUUAUCACUGGCAGAGCCCCGAUAUCCUUCAGGUCCGGAUCCCUUGGUCUGAGUUCUUUGAUAUCCCAAGCCUCAACAGGAACAUCCCUGUCAUUGAAUAUGAGCAGUUCCUUGCAGAGUCAGGUGGGCCCUUUAUUGAACAGAUUUAUGUGCUACAAGGCUAUGCAGAGGGAUGGAAAGAAGGAACAUGGGAAGAAAAAAUCAAUGAAAGGCCAUGCAUUGAUCAGCUGAUGUAUUCCAAGGACAAACAUGAGUACUACAGGGGCUGGUUCUGGGGUUACGAGGAAACACGAGGCCUAACCGUCUCUUGUUUGUCUGUCCAAGGAUCUGCUUCCAUUGUGGCGCCCAUCCUUCUGAAGAACACUUCAGCGCAGUCAGUGAUGUUAGACAGAGCUGAAAACCUUCUUCAUGACCACUACGGAGGGAAAGAUUACUGGAAUACCCGUCGGAGCAUGGUGUUUGCUAAACACCUCCGGGUGGUGGGAGACGAGUUUAGAAGGAAGUAUCUUCAAUCCACGGAUGAGGCAGACAGGACUCAUUACAAGGAGGACUGGACACAGAUGAAGGUUAAGACGGGCACAGCUCUAGGUGGUCCAUACCUUGGGGUUCAUCUCAGAAGGAAAGACUUCAUUUGGGGUCACAGAGAAGAUGUGCCUUCCCUGCAAGGAGCAGUAAAGAAAAUCCGCAGCCUCUUGGAGAUGCUUAAACUUGAAAAAGUUUUUGUAGCCACUGAUGCUGUCGAGGAGGAGAUUGAAUUGCUCAGGAAACUGCUGCCUGAGAUGGUGAGGUUUGAACCCUCUUGGGAGGAGCUGGAACUCUAUAAGGAUGGGGGCUUGGCCGUGAUUGACCAGUGGAUUUGUGCACAUGCAAGGUAUUUUAUAGGCACCUCAGUUUCAACAUUUUCCUUCCGAAUCCAUGAGGAAAGAGAGAUCUUGGGAUUUGACCCAAAAACAACUUACAACCGAUUUUGUGGUGAAACAGAGAAAAACUGUGAGCAGCCAACUCACUGGAAAAUUGUCUAUUAAAUACAGAGAAAUACAAGGGCUUCAGUAAUCGUAGAAUCAUAGAAUCAGCUGGGUUGGAAUGGACCUCCGAGAUCAUCAACUCCAACCCUUGAUCCACUACUGGAGCAUUUCUUACCUGUCCAUGGUUCCCUGUGAGGGUCCACAGUCAUUUUUAGAUAGAAGAGCUCUCUGAAACAAUAUGAUUUUCAAUAAUAUAUAGUCUUUAAGUUAAAUUUUACAAGUAAUUUUUUUUAAUACUGAUUAUAAAUUGAUAAUUGAUACCUGUAUGUAAAAUGGAAAGCUGUCAAGAGGGAACAUUCCUGUGCCUAAGGCACUGUGCACCGAAUUUGGCUUUGACUUUGUGCAUCUUUGACCCCAUGCCAUGAUUACUGUAGUUUAGAUAGGAAACAUUGCGUGUGUAUGUAUUAAAAAAAAUACACACUGGAGAUGUACAUUGAAAAUAAAUUAUUUUGGUAGUCAGAACCAGCUAAAAAUUACCUUAAACUAGAGGUGUGUGUAAAAGGAUUGGUGCACAUUUGUCCACAGCAGUGGACAUUUUCUCAAAAUGCUUUGUCAGGGUAUGUGACCUCAGUGGUCAGAUUAUUUGGGAAUAAGUGUGUGAGAGUCUGUUUGUUUGCUUUGGUUUAGAAUCUCAUGUGUUUACCCUGAAGAUGCAAAGCCAAAUCAUGGCUGCAAACAGAGCCUUGUCCCUGCCUGUGAGCAGGCUGGGGAUAAUGGCAUGUGCCAGCCAACAGCAGCCCUGGGAAUGGUGACCCACAGAGCCCACUUCAGUGCAAGCUGGCCAUUUGCAGAGUCUGGAACUGAAAUUCAGAGCCCAACUUUUUUAUGAGGCUGUGGUAGAGAUUAGAUAGAGGACAGAGAAAAAAAAAGUCGAUUCAAACACACUACUGCAUCUGCAGGCUGGUGCUUCUGAUAACACACCAGACUUGGCUCUUCCAUAACC
Manacus vitellinus (golden-collared manakin) is the source of this 2120-nucleotide messenger RNA. It is a transcript of the gene POFUT2, whose product is annotated as protein O-fucosyltransferase 2. Gene Ontology annotation, molecular function: peptide-O-fucosyltransferase activity. The coding region runs from base 383 to 1177 and encodes 264 amino acids. The transcript has 8 exons. The record is from RefSeq and is a predicted model, not a curated record. Gene Ontology annotation, biological process: protein O-linked glycosylation via fucose. NCBI's taxonomy places the organism in Eukaryota, Metazoa, Chordata, Aves, Passeriformes, Pipridae.